CCCUCGUUUCAAGUAUUGUAUUAUUUUCAUAAUACGGAUCUACAGCAUGUCUGGAAGAGGCAAAGGUGGUAAAGGACUCGGCAAAGGAGGCGCCAAGCGGCAUCGCAAAGUGCUCCGUGAUAACAUCCAGGGCAUCACCAAGCCCGCUAUCCGCCGCCUGGCUCGCCGCGGAGGAGUGAAGCGAAUCUCCGGGUUGAUCUAUGAAGAGACCCGCGGGGUGUUGAAGGUUUUCCUGGAGAAUGUGAUCCGGGAUGCCGUCACCUACACUGAGCACGCCAAGAGAAAGACCGUCACCGCUAUGGAUGUGGUGUACGCUCUGAAGCGCCAGGCUCAACAAGCUGAUGGGAGGCGUCACCAUCGCUCAGGGCGGAGUGCUAGUUUGAAAAUGGCAAGAACUAAGCAGACUGCGCGUAAGUCCACCGGUGGAAAGGCGCCCAGGAAACAGCUUGCUACCAAGGCUGCUCGAAAGAGCGCCCCCGCUACCGGCGGCGUGAAGAAACCUCACCGUUACAGACCUGGCACUGUGGCUCUGAGGGAAAUCCGCCGCUAUCAGAAAUCCACCGAGUUGUUGAUCCGCAAACUGCCCUUCCAGCGGCUCGUCCGAGAAAUCGCUCAGGAUUUCAAGACCGACCUGCGCUUCCAGAGCUCCGCUGUGAUGGCGCUGCAGGAGGCUAGCGAGGCUUACCUGGUCGGGCUCUUUGAGGACACCAACCUGUGUGCCAUUCACGCCAAGAGAGUCACCAUCAUGCCCAAAGACAUCCAGCUGGCCCGCCGAAUCCGAGGAGAACGCGCUAGCCUCAGCCCUCGUUUCAAGUAUUGUGUUAUUUUCAUAAUACGGAUCUACAGCAUGUCUGGAAGAGGCAAAGGUGGUAAAGGACUCGGGAAAGGAGGCGCCAAGCGGCAUCGCAAAGUGCUCCGUGAUAACAUCCAGGGCAUCACCAAGCCCGCUAUCCGCCGCCUGGCUCGCCGCGGAGGAGUGAAACGAAUUUCCGGGCUGAUCUAUGAAGAGACCCGCGGGGUGCUGAAGGUGUUCCUGGAGAAUGUGAUCCGGGAUGCCGUCACCUACACUGAGCACGCCAAGAGAAAGACCGUCACCGCUAUGGAUGUGGUGUACGCUCUGAAGCGCCAGGGUCGCACUCUGUACGGAUUCGGGGGUUAAAGAUUUGGACACAAGGACACGAACACAAAGGCUCUUUUAAGAGCCGCC
Acipenser ruthenus (sterlet) is the source of this 1207-nucleotide messenger RNA. RefSeq lists its product as uncharacterized. The record is from RefSeq and is a predicted model, not a curated record. Gene Ontology annotation, biological process: nucleosome assembly. Bases 47 to 1159 code for a protein of 370 amino acids. The transcript has 4 exons. Gene Ontology annotation, molecular function: protein heterodimerization activity; DNA binding; structural constituent of chromatin. NCBI's taxonomy places the organism in Eukaryota, Metazoa, Chordata, Actinopteri, Acipenseriformes, Acipenseridae. Gene Ontology annotation, cellular component: nucleosome.